GCGUUCGCUGCAUCUAUGCGGGAACGCGCAUCGGGGGCCUGUCCCUACGCAAUGGAAAGGGGGCGCGCCCGACUUAAAGCGGCGCGCUGUCCAGUGUUGAUGUGUCGCAGAUUUUAAAAAGUGAGCCAGACAGGAGGCGUGAGUUUGCUGUGCGGGAAGCGGAGACACUCGGGGUGGAAAACUACCGUCCGGACGAUCACGCAGCGGACUCCACGCAGCGGACACACUUUGAAGGCUUUCCCUCCCGUCCUGCUGCAACUGUUCUACCCGUGCGCCUCGACAACAACAAGCUGAGAUCCAGUUGAGUCCUGUUUGGAACGUGCACGGGCCGGCUGCACGGGGACAUGGAGCUGUCAUCAAUAGGAGACCAAGUCUUUGCAGUUGAGAGUAUAACGAAAAAAAGAGUGAGAAAGGGAACUGUGGAGUAUCUACUGAAGUGGCAGGGAUGGCCCCCAAAGUACAGCACUUGGGAACCAGAGGACAACAUUUUGGACCCCCGUCUGGUUCUGGCCUACGAAGAGAAUCAGGAGAAGGUCAGAGCUCUGGCAUAUCGCAGGAAAGGUCUCAGACCCAGGAGGCUCCUGCUGCGGAGCGUUUUCCCUAUGGACCUCCGCAGUGCUCACAAGAUGCCGGAGAAGCCCCCGCCCCGCCUGCGUCUCUCCCUCACGCGCUCCACGAGCACAGACGUGGAGCAGGUGUACCGCCGCUCGGUUGGGAGGAGGAACAGACUGAGGGUGAGCAGCAUGGGGCAUGUCCGUUCCUCCAGCCAACACAAGAGGAAGAAAAUGGUGCAGGUGGAGGAAGACUGGGGGGUCACCAGCGAAGACGACAAGCCGGAGUCUGAAGGCACCAUCGAGGAGAAAUGUGAAGACAGCUCAUACGGUCAGUCUGAAUGCAGCUCGCCUCUCUUGAUGGAGCCACCGGAUUUGGACAUGGAGGUGGAGGAGGAGGCAAAAGCCCCCCCAGCAGCAGAAAGCACAGAAACAUGGACGGAAAGACCAGAAGACGCAAAUCAGAGACAAACAUCAGUUUGCAGCCAGCUGACAGACGUUCAGAAGAGCUUGUCAGCCUUUGAGGCCCCUCCAGAAGUUUCUGAGGGUUCGGAUUGGGACUUCUGCGAAAAAGAACCGGAGUGUCCCGAAGAAAAGAGUGGCUGCUGCUGCGAGAGAAGCAACGCCACCUCGGUGAUAAUGCGGGUCCAGGGGAGCGGCGUUACACCAGGUGAUGCCGCAGACGGCGAGCAGGACAAAAAGGAGGCAAAAGACGACAAUCAGAGUGUUGCCAUGACCACGACAGACAGCCCCGUUCCCACGGGGAAGGUGAUCGUGACACAGGUGACGGUUAACAGCCUGACUGUGACUUUUACCGAAGCCACAGAGGCUGACGGCUUCUUUAAGGGCUUUUGAGGGAACGUUGGCAGAAAACCGAGAGAUCCAGAUUUAACCGUAAAUCCACUUCCCACUCGUGUUGGAUGUGUAAAUAACGCUGUAUGUAAGGUAACUCCAUAUGUUUACAAAACUACACUCUUCCAAACAUAAUUUUAUUGCCUUUGAAUUAAAUAAACGAGCGGUCAUUUUAGUAUUGUGGCUCAGUAAUUAGAGGUAAUACAAAGUCUGAAGUCUCUCCAAGUUAUCCAUUGCCAUCCAACAGACUUGAUGCUACUCAGUGGCAGGUUAGGAGCCACUGGGUUUUACUGAGAACGGGCCGCAGCAGCCUGAAACAUUGCUGUCCACUACUUUGAUGCAGCUACUUCCAGUUGCCAUCAGUGCUUUCCAGCAGGACGUCUGUCUCGCAGUCAGAUUUGUUUUUCGGGGCCCGUUUGAGCCGCUCCUUUCUUUCUUACAGAUUUUACCCAUUUUAUACAGAUCUCCAUCUUUUUUUAUUUGGCACAAAGCCGAGCGCAUGCCCUGUCUAUCUGUGCCCAGCGUGCAUCUGUCCCGCCGCUUUGUUGGACGGGUUUAUUUCAGUCACAAAAGAAACGCGAGCAAAGGAUUAACGCCUGCAGCUUACAUGAAGAUCUGCUGGAUGGAUGGAAGAAAAAGCUCUUUAAAAAAAAAAAAAAAAAAAAAGACGAGCGCACAGUUGUUUGUUGUCUAUCUGUGCUUCAACUUUUGGAGUUGGAAAUUCUUUCUGGUUCUAUUUUUGUAUUACCAGUUGAUAGUCUGCUCUUUUCAGUAAGUAGCCUUUGCAAAUAUCAGAGGAGGAGAUCCAGAGUAGAACGCUGCUUUGAUGCUGUGUAGUUAAAUGUGCACAUUGAAGCAAAUGUAGUGAUCUAUUAUUUAUUGCAUGUCACUUGUAUAAGCUAAACUAACUUAUGUGUCUUCAGCAAAGACGGAUUGUCAAUCAUGUCUUUCCUUUGUUGAAUAAAGUAAAACAUACUUUGACUGUAUUUUCAAUAAAUGUACACUAAAGUAAACAUGCCUGCAUGUGUUUGUACCAACAUA
Oryzias latipes (Japanese medaka) is the source of this 2444-nucleotide messenger RNA. It is a transcript of the gene cbx7a, whose product is annotated as chromobox homolog 7a. Lineage: Eukaryota; Metazoa; Chordata; Actinopteri; Beloniformes; Adrianichthyidae. Gene Ontology annotation, cellular component: PRC1 complex. Gene Ontology annotation, biological process: negative regulation of transcription by RNA polymerase II. The record is from RefSeq and is a predicted model, not a curated record.